AGCAAUAGGGUUGGUCCUAUUCCAUUCAAUUGUAGAAGAAAAAAGCAAAGAAAAGAAACAGCAGGAAAAUGUCAAAUUUGAAAAUAACAAAGUUUGAUACUUUCACUUGAAAAUUCAACCCAAAGGAGAAGUCUUUUUAACAUAUCUUCAAGAGAAAAACCCAAGUAACGGAAAAUGGAAUAGAAUUGAUUCUACAUAUCUACUCUACAAGAUCCAAUUUUCCCUUUUCCAGAGCUUCGCCAGAAGAACGGAAGACAGAUACCCAGUUACCCACCAAUCACUGCCUUUUCUUUUUCCCCGGAAAAUUCUUUCUUUUCUUCUUUCCACUCUGUUUUUCAAACUCCAGCAGCCGAUCACGAGUUUUCUCAUUUUUCUAACUCUGUUGGACCCCAGAUUUCAUUUCUUUGUGAAGUGGGUUUCUCCUGAUUUAUUGGUUUCUUAACUACCCCUUCGCUUGAUCUUGCUUUAGCUAUUCAGAAUCUGUUUAUUCAGGGCCUAACAAACAGCAAACCAGUUUCAAUUUUUACAUUGCUGCUCAUAUUCCUUGUAAAUAUCAAGAUACUAUUGUAAAUAGAAUGGGAAUCCUUUCAAGAAGUACGGUUAGUAAAAAACCAAAUGAGACAAUGAGGCUUAUUGUAACAACUUUUCUUGGAGUUGUUUUUGGCUUCUUGAUAGGGGUAUCUUUUCCAACGUUGUCCUUGACUAAGCUGAAUAUCUCAUCCAGCCUUCUUCCUUCUGUUGAUCUCUCAUACGUUGAUAGCAGAAAAUUAGGCUUGCCCACUGAAACUCCGUCCAGUUCUUCGUAUUCAAGGAAGGAUAAUAAUAAGACAACUCAAGUGCAAAAUCUGAAUGACACAUCAAAGAUUUGGGUCCCUUCAAAUCCCCGUGGUGCAGAAAGACUGCCACCAGGAAUUGUUGAAGCUGAGUCAGAUUUCUAUUUACGCAGAUUGUGGGGUAAGCCUAGUGAGGACUUGACCAGCACACCAAAAUAUCUUGUAACCUUCACAGUUGGUUAUGAUCAGAGAAAAAAUAUUGAUGCAAACAUUAAAAAGUUUUCAGGGAACUUCACUGUCCUCCUAUUCCAUUAUGAUGGACGGGUGAGUGAAUGGGAUGAAUUUGAGUGGUCCAAGCAGGCUAUUCAUGUGAGUGUUCGUAAGCAAACCAAAUGGUGGUAUGCCAAGCGUUUUCUACAUCCUGAUAUUGUUGCACCAUAUGACUACAUAUUUAUCUGGGAUGAGGAUCUGGGAGUUGACCAUUUUAAUGCGGAAGAAUAUAUAAAACUAGUGAAGAAGCAUGGCUUGGAAAUUUCACAGCCUGGUUUAGAACCUAACAAAGGAUUAACCUGGCAGAUGACAAAGAGAAGAGGUGAUCGUGAGGUUCACAAAAUAACAGAAGAGAAACCAGGCUGGUGCACUGACCCACAUCUACCACCUUGUGCAGCUUUUGUUGAGAUCAUGGCUCCAGUCUUUUCACGAAAUGCAUGGCGCUGUGUGUGGCAUAUGAUUCAGAAUGACUUGGUCCAUGGAUGGGGUCUUGACUUUGCUCUCAGAAAAUGUGUAGAGCCUGCCCAUGAGAAGAUAGGAGUCGUAGAUUCUCAAUGGAUUGUUCAUCAAACUGUUCCCUCUCUUGGAAACCAGGGUCAGUCAGAAAAUGGGAAGGCACCUUGGAAAGGGGUGAGGGACAGGUGCAGGGGUGAGUGGACCAUGUUCCAAAACCGGUUGAGUAAUGCGGAAAAUGCAUAUUUUAGGUCAAAGGCAAUGGAGUCUUCCAAUUCCAAAGCCCAUUAGAGGGACAGCAAUUAUAGAAGCUGAUCGUACACUACCAUCUUUACAACACAGCUUAAGGUUUCACAUGCAUCUGUAGAAUGUAUUAUUGUAACCAUAACAGUUCUUUAUUUACUAAUGAUAAUUUUCACCUGAAACCCAUGUAGAGUUCUCAAAAGGGAAGAGACCAAAUAAUUCCUUUGUAAAAUAAUUUUGUUUUUUUGGUGUUUGGUACUUCAUUUCUUCAUAUUAAUACCUUUUUUUUUAUUAUUAA
Hevea brasiliensis (rubber tree) is the source of this 2037-nucleotide messenger RNA. RefSeq lists its product as uncharacterized. Lineage: Eukaryota; Viridiplantae; Streptophyta; Magnoliopsida; Malpighiales; Euphorbiaceae. The transcript is spliced from 15 exons. Bases 576 to 1787 code for a protein of 403 amino acids. The record is from RefSeq and is a predicted model, not a curated record.